This is a messenger RNA of Mytilus trossulus (common blue mussel), 1845 nucleotides long. Its product is annotated as protein eva-1 homolog C-like. Bases 35 to 1141 code for a protein of 368 amino acids. The transcript is spliced from 7 exons. NCBI's taxonomy places the organism in Eukaryota, Metazoa, Mollusca, Bivalvia, Mytilida, Mytilidae. Gene Ontology annotation, molecular function: carbohydrate binding. The record is from RefSeq and is a predicted model, not a curated record.
UGUUUGCAGCAGUGAACGUUGUGAAUUUUUCAGUAUGGAACGAUUUGUCUUACUUAUCUGUUUUUCUACAAGAAUAUACUGCUUAACAUUGGAUUUAUCUGAUCAUAUUACAAAACCUACUGAAAUUCUGUCAGAUGAACACGUUAAUCCAAUAACAAAAGUUUUAGAACUACAUGUAUGUCAAGGAAAUACGCUGAAUAUAACAUGUCCGAACAACUCUGUAAUAGUUUUUGACUAUGCAAACUAUGGACGUGGAAAUUCAGACUAUCAACGAUGCAGUGAAUUCUUGGGUACUGAGUCAUAUGCUUGUGAUAGUCACGAGAGGGCACUACAAGUCCUAAAUGAGAAAUGUGGUGAAUCACAAAGAUGUGUUCUUCUUGUAACAACGGAUAAGUUUGGAAAUCAAUGUGUGGGUAUUACAAAGUACCUGAAAGUUAGAUAUCACUGUUCAAGAAAAAGAUACCAUGAAACGACUUUGGCCCCCCUUGGCCGAAUUUUUGUUAAAGAUCAGAAUGUAACGACUAAUGCUACCCAGACUACAGUCAUAAGAUUUGUGAGUGGAGGAGACAAAUCAGGACAACUUGCAAAAGAGACAGAACAUGUUAUGAAAAAUGAUGAAGACAACACUAGUGAAGAAUUAACUAUUGUCGGAAUUGUACUAGGUGUUGUGGCAGCCUUGAUUAUCUUGCUCAUAGUGACUUUGGUUUUCAAAAGAUAUAGGAAAUCAAAACAACGAAAGGUUACAGUACGUACUGAAGAAAUUGAAAUGAAUAUAGAAUCCGAAAACCAGAAUCAGUAUAAUUAUUCUGUACAUGCUGAAGUAAAUGCCCAAUCGAUGUUCAACUAUGCAAACCAGACGGUUGAAGAUGGGGUUGCAAGCGGACAGAACCAGAUGGAAAAUGACUACGAUGAUUCUUCACAUGUACCUUCAAGAUCAGAAAAUGAGCCGUUAACAUAUGACGUCCAUGUGUCGGACACUAUAUAUAAUGUAACAGAAACUUCCGGAAAUGAACCAAAAGAUGACGAAAACAACACUUACGAUCAUUUUUUCGGAGAACAAACGGAAGAUCAGUAUGAUAUAGCUGAUAACAAAGUAAUGAAUAGGAGCCAAUGUAAAACAAAUGAGGGCUUAUAUUAUUAACAUAGUUCAAUAAAUCAAAUGAAUGUCUGUACCAAAUGAAAUGAAUAAGAGAUGAUUUUCGCUAGUUAUUGGUGAUUGCUAUCUUGUGAUUUCGUCAGCUUUAAUUACCUUUCCUCUCUUUAGAAUUUGCAUAAGAGUUCAGUAUUUUUUAUAUACCUAUUUACAAUAUACUUGUACAUAAUAUAACGUGAUGCCAUAUUACUGACACAUUAUUCAAACUCAGAGCUGGCUAUCUUUAUCGUCCUCUAGAUUGUACUAAAACCAUAUGAAGAUUUCGUAUCACUAUUAAUGGUAAAGCUGCUAAUUUUGUACCCAUGGAUCAAUAUUCUGUUGUGAUCUUAAGGUUCCAAUAUGGGUUACAGUACUCUUAAAUUAUUAUGGUUUCAUUUUAAUAUUCAUUUGGAAUUAUUCUUUUAAAUGUAUUUUUCAACUGUAGAGUACAGUUCGUUACAUAUGUCAAGAAGAAUCUGAAUAUAUCAUUAAGUAAAAAAAGAUAUUAUAUGUUAUUCAGGUCUUAGACAGGGUGUAUACUGUGACAUUCCCGGCUUAGAUUUUAUAUCCCCUGAGCCGAAGGCAUUAAAAUGCAGGUCAAGAGAAGUCCGAGUCUGAUAGAAAUGUUUUGAUACAUUGUAAGUGCUACGUUUCGAUAUAGCUGUCUUUUUAUUUGUAGUUGUAACACAAUUGUGCACAAGGAAAAGCUUGUU